AUGGCGAGGAGCGCGACGGUGAUGUUCCUCGCGGCGGCGCUCGCGGUCCUCCUGCUGGCGGCGUCGUCGUCGGCCCCCGUGGCCAGCGCCGCGCGGGACGACCCGGCGGCGCCGGCCGUCUCUUCUCAUGACCAGAGGCAGGGAUCGGCGGCGGAAGGCGCGGGGUGCGAGGGCGCCAACGACGAGGAUGAGUGCAUGAUGAGGCGCACGCUGGCCGCGCACACCGACUACAUCUACACCCAGCAGCACCACAACUGA
Molecule: messenger RNA, 258 nt
Organism: Miscanthus lutarioriparius
Lineage: Eukaryota; Viridiplantae; Streptophyta; Magnoliopsida; Poales; Poaceae
Source: the annotation of a GenBank genome assembly